Molecule: messenger RNA, 1152 nt
Organism: Kwoniella shivajii
Lineage: Eukaryota; Fungi; Basidiomycota; Tremellomycetes; Tremellales; Cryptococcaceae
Exons: 4
Coding region: 1-1152 (383 amino acids)
Biological process (GO): transcription by RNA polymerase I
Source: RefSeq, a predicted model, not a curated record
AUGGUAUCAGCCAGAGCAUCUUCAUCAGCACCACCAAAAGUGAAAUCGACGAAAACUCCAAAAAUCCAUAAAAUCAAAUCAUCAAAAGACAAAGCUCCUCAAGCUAUUUCUCCAGAAGAAGUACCUUCCGAUGUUGAUUCAGACAACAUUGAUGAGCCUAUUCGAAAUCACGACGAGGAAAACGAUGAUGCUUCGUCUUCUUCAAGCUCGAGCGAGGUGGACAGUGAAGAUAAUAUAGAAAAUGUCACUUCGAAGAGAUCACAGGCUAGAGUCGUAGCCAAUGGUAAAGGUGGUAAAAGCUUAAAAAAAUACCAACCUCCUAUAGGGAUGAGUGAAUUGAAGGUUGCAACUACAUUUCAAACUUCACCUUUUGAAUGGAAUUCAUUGGCGAACAAACAAGGUGUUGAGUUGUGGGCAAUCAGAGUACCCAAAGAUUUCAAAGCAUCGCGACUUUCGUCAUUAUCAUUAUCAGUCCCCUCAUCCUCUUCAACUCCUAUCACAGGCAAUUUGAAAACCAAAUCAACGAACUAUACCUUAUCAACAGCUGGAACAUCUUCGCAUUCACAUACGCCCAUUAACGAAGAAGGACGUCAACCAGUCGCUGGUCCAGGUGUGGACGCUGUGGAAAGUAUGAAAAUGGAUGAUGAAAAAUUGAAAGUCGAAGGAGGGGAAGAAAUGGAUGGAUUGAGAUUAAUGGUCCCUCAAAUCACAAAAGGUGGGAAAUUGUUUGUUGCUCCGAAACCAAUAACACGUAAAUUGAUUCUUACACCGUCUAUAUCAACCUCUUCAACACCCAACGAAGAACAAACAUCAAUACCUUCUUUCCUGUCAACCUCAACCUCAACUACCCUUCCUACCUCUGCUCAAGAUCAAGUACCGACAAAACGAAGUCAACCUACACAUUUACUCAAAUUCAGGAAUUUCACUUAUGGAUUCUCUACUCCAGGUCCUGAAACAACAAUCUCCCAUGGUAUGGAUAUUGACGGUGACGAUAAUAACGAUCGUGAUAUCGCCGAACCAAAUUCAGACGUCAAAGUGAAUACUGCGCUUCUCGAAUCAGCUACUAAAGAAAAGAAAGAUAAAAAGGAGAAGAAACGAAAAGGUGAAAGUACAGAUUCACCUAAAAAGAAAAGUAAGAAAUCGAAAGACUAA